This is a messenger RNA of Sabethes cyaneus, 5476 nucleotides long. It is a transcript of the gene KrT95D, whose product is annotated as phosphofurin acidic cluster sorting protein 2. NCBI's taxonomy places the organism in Eukaryota, Metazoa, Arthropoda, Insecta, Diptera, Culicidae. The record is from RefSeq and is a predicted model, not a curated record. Gene Ontology annotation, biological process: protein localization to plasma membrane. The transcript has 11 exons. The coding region runs from base 855 to 3815 and encodes 986 amino acids.
ACUGUGAUUGGUUCUUCUUGUGCGAAUAAUGUUUUUUGCGUGCGGUUCGAAGGGUGUAAAAAGCGCUUUUUGAUAAAUUAAUGUGCUCCUGUUCACAGUUAAAGCGUUGUUCCGGCGGAUGGUGAUAUUUGUGAGUUGAAAAUAGUGAAAUUCCUGGUAUUUGAAUGUUUUUUCAAUGUUUGAAGGCGAAAUACAUAUUGGUGAAGAACAAGAAGAAGCUUCGCUCGGCUACUAAGAUGCAUCGAAAUAGUGAAAAUGAAACCUGAUCAAAAAAGCUGGAAAAAGAGAAAAUAUUCGUCUGUGGUGUAUCUUAAAUUAUAAUGAUAAGAGAAAAAGUAACUCGAGGCGAAUUGAAUUACGAUUGAGAAAAGCAAAAGCGAAAAAAUGCUGUAAUAGGUGAGAGUGAAAAGAAAUUGCGCCAUAGUUAUCUUUUAAUUAUGUGGUAGAUAUUUUGGUGAUUUGAUUGGAGAAAUAUAACAAGUACCCUGCAGGCCGCCGCAAAAUACCGCCCACAUUCGGUGCAAGAAAUGUUAAUCAUCAAUGCAAAAUGUUGUAAUGUGUAGUGCACGCCCAUAAAACUUCAUUCGUGAGCUGAAUUUGUUUCAACUGAAAAGUGGAAUCCACUGGGAUUAACUGGGCAACCCGGCCAAAGCCGCGAUUUGCAGCGAAAAUACAAUACAAGAGCAGUGUAUGCUCGUUGCCAUAGUGCUCGGGUAUUGUCGUUCGCUGACUACCGUGUAAUUGUUCUGUGCUAAUAUUCGAAUAUUCGAAGCAGGCAAGACAUAAAUAUACCAACAAGCAGUUUUUUCUUUAUCAGUAAAACCAGGGAAAAGUCUGCGCUACCGGCCUGCAAAAUGACCGACAAAGUGACCAAAUUUGAAAAGAUGGCAAUGACUAAGCCAGUCCCGAUGAAACUAUUUGCUGCUUGGGAAGUGGAUCGCACACCGUCAAACUGCAUUCCAAGAUUAUGCUCUCUGACGAUAACACGCCUCUCGUUGCUCACACCACUGCCGCCCGAUCUCAGCUCGCUAUCGUUGGCGGUUAAAAUGCAAAGCUCCAAACGUACGCUGCGUUCGCACGAAAUCCCAGUCCCACAGUCGCUGAGCACCGGCUACGGAAGUACCCUGGGUGGAGGCAGCCUCGGGGCUGCCGGCACCGGGGUGACAGGCCAAAGCGGCCAGCUCAACUCUCCGCCAUUGCUCGAAACCGAGCUUGAUCUCCAUUUUAGCCUGCAGUAUCCUCACUUUAUAAAGCGUGAUGGCAACAGGCUGCUUAUUCUGUUGCAGCGUCGCAAGAAAUAUAAAACUCGUACUAUCUUAGGUUAUAAGACACUGGCCGAAGGCGUGAUCCGGAUGGAUGCCGUACUGCAAAAGUCUAUGGACAUGACGGUGGAACUUAACGGAUCUGGUAAAGCCGGCCGACAGGGGCUAACGAUAGCUACUCUACGUGCCACACAGGUCUCUUCCAUUCCAGUGGAUCAGGACAAUAAAAAUAAUAAUAGUUUGCUGGUCACAGACCGCGUCAAUGAGUACUCCGACGAGGACGAAGAACAGGAAUUUAGCUCCGGCGACGAUAACGACGAGGGGUUGUCGGGAUAUGCUGCAAAACGGAAUUAUGCUGGCAAGCGAGAUCCGUAUAAAAAAUUUGAUAGAGGUGACAAUGAUGGUGAAGGAGAUGAUGGAAAUCUACUUCCGUCAAAUCAGGUUGAUUCUGACAGUGACUUCGAUAAUUUGGGAAAAGAAAAAGGAUCUCGAGCUAAGAUGAGCCGGCAACGAAACUUCAAACAACGUAUAAUUUCACUGCUGAAGCGGUUCAAGGUUCCUGAUGAACUCGAAGGGGACGCCCAGGAACGUGGGCCUUCUUUGCGAGGUAAGCGUGACCUGGAUGCACUCUUCCAGGAACUGGAGUCACUGUCUUGUGGUGAAGGUGACGAUUCCGGACAGGAUAUGGACAGCUUGUCGAUCGGUUCUACGCCAAAACCAUCGCUGCGGCCAUUUUUCGAAAGCGCUAAACCCUCGUUGCAGCACCAGCAGUCGGCCGUUCAGCUGAGUUCGCUCCAGAAGAGCACGAAAGAUUUUAUGCCAGAAAAGAAAACGAUUUUAGAGAAGCGGGACUCACUUGCCGAAAAGAAAAGCAAUUCCGCAUCAAUUGCCAAUAAUCUUAAUAAUAGUGUGAUCAACAACAAUAUCAGUAAUAACAAUCAUACUAGCAAUUACAAUAACAGUAUGAAUAACAGCCAAGACCGGUCAGGCGAUUGGAAAAACGAUAGCUCCGGCAAUGAGGGCGGUGCCGGUAACACGGAUCCGGAAGCACUGUCUUCGGAUCCACAGAACACCGGAAGUCCACCGAAGGAAAAAGAAACGGCAGCAGUGGAGAAGAAAACUCGUCUCUUCCGAACUAGCAGCAGCACUCCGAACAGUGCUAAAAAGCAGAAGCAAUCUCUCAGUUUUUCCACUGGCGAACAGCCGAAGGCGUCUCCACUGGAAACCUGUUUGUCGCCAACGAAUGUUGAACCACGGAAAUCAUUAUUGGAGCAACUCUCGCGUACGUUCACAACCGAAGAAUCACAACUGCCAGAUGUGGUUACUAUCGUCGGACCGCCGGAAGCUACCAGCAGUCCCUUUUGCACUCCACGGCUAGUGUCACUCAUAUCAUCCACUUUUCGGCCAACCUUCUCUCCAAAUAAUACAGCUGAGGUUAAAGCUAUUACUCAGGCUUUGAUGAACAAAAUUCAAAAAUAUUGUAAUUCAACAGCUAAACCGCCAACAACAGUCAAAGUGCUACUGGUCGGAGGCGAUUGGUUACAAGGAGCUAUUCUGCGCCAUUAUGUGGAAUUGUUGGGUAUUCGUCCUCCGGAUUGGGUCAAUCAUAUCAGAUUUUAUAUUGUUCCCCUAGGGCUGUGUGGUGUUGCCAGGUACCUUAGCCUGAUAGAUCCUAGCUACUCAAGUAUGUUUGGAACGGAAAACUGGCAGCAAAAUUGUGAACGAGCGGCCAAUCUUGAAAGUGCACAAUCGAAGAAUGAAUCAGCGGAGAUUAUUAGUCGAAUACAACGAUAUCUUCAUUCGGCUGGACCUUGCACGCAAGUUCCUAUCGCUGAAGCCAUGGUCAACUAUCGAGACGAGGACUCGUGCCAGAUAUUCGUACCGUUCAUAAGCGAUGUAAAGAUUGGUUGUCUUGAGGGACCGCAACUUUCGUUAGAUUUGGAUGAAUCUAUGACUCUCGGAUCUCAACAAAGCUCCGAUCGAACAUUAUCCAGUUCUCCACCACAAAGUGGACGAGCUUCACCGCCAGCUCCGCUGACACCGAUUGCACUCACAGCUCAACCAUCCUCCAGUGCUACCCAGGAAUCGUUGGAGCUGCAAGUAGAUUAUUGGCCAUUGGCGCGCCCCAUUUUGGAUUUAAAAGAUAAAUCAUUGAGUAAGGGUCAGGACCCUACCGGAAAGAGCAGUAUUAAAAGUACCUUCAGACACUUACAAGUUUGGAGAUUACCGUUGGCAUCCAAUAACGGCGAAUAUACCAAUGGCCUAACUUUGAGCUACGCCACUAAAGAGAAAAAGCAAAAGAGCGUCAUGCGAUUAGGUAAAAAGAAAGAGAAGGACCGUGAUGCUGAAAAGGAACAAUGCGUUGAAGGCGUCGCUCGAUUGAUCUGCUCCCCGAAACAGUCGCAUCCAGUUCCUAUGCGAGUAUACAUUGAUGGUACCGAGUGGACCGGGGUAAAGUUCUUCCAGCUCUCGUCCCAGUGGCAGACACAUAUCAAAAAUUUUCCAAUCGCUUUGGUCGGAGCGCCGCUAGCUUCAGCUGAAAUGUUAACCUAGUCAGUUUCUUCAUCCGUUGCAGUAGUGGCGGUUGGUAAAUCCGGCAAAACUCGCUGCUCCUCUACAUCAUUUGCCGUUGCUGGACGUGCACAAACCAACGAUGGCAACAGCAGUGCUGGAGCUAAGGCAGCUGCUACUGCGCGGACGACAAUCAGCGGUUCCUCUCGAAUUUUACGGCCCCGUAGUUGGGCUGCAGCAAGCCGCUCUCGCUGCGAUUAGGAAUGAUCUACUGGUAGGAUGUACGACUGUUCUCGGACACAAUAGAUGUUUUGUGUACAUUUACGUACUAAUAUAAGGCUCUUUAGCGGUAAUCAUUAGAGGUCAAUUAUUUUUGGUUUCGCUCAAAAUCAUGCAAUUAGUUAUUACUUUCGGAUGUUGCUGAAUUCCCAAAAUGUUCUUGGCACUGAGUGAGUGUGGUUAGCGGUAUCGAUCGGCUAGCUCUUGCGUGUAGGAAUUUUUCUCAAUUAGCGGUAUGGUGUAUUGUUGUGCUUUUUCUAAAACACACAAAAUGUGCCAUAAAACGAUGCCGAAAUACUCUCUCCUAGGUACUGAAUAAUUGAUCAAGACCCAGCAGACUUCCUAUUUCAUCGGAUAUUCCGCUAUGAGCAAGCGAUUACUGUUUAUGCCUUAGUUUGUACCUACGAAGAAGUGAGGUACACCAAAGGUGUUAGCACUCGUAAACCUGAUUUUCAUUUUCAUCAAAAUUGAAAUGAAUUAGUUCUCAUCAGUUACCUAUUGGUCAAUAAAACUAAAUUACGCCCUUUUUGUGGAUUGCACGUUUAUCGAAUUCUUAGUCCCUAGAGAAAUAUAUGACCCAUUGCUUACAAUUUGCUAAUGCAUCCACACCAGGAAUCAGCACAUUUGGACAUUGUCAUUUUGGAUUGUGAUAUUAAUUAACCCUGACAUGAACAAAAAUGAAUCGUUGUAAAUCACGGCCUCGUCUGCUAAAUUUUUUAUUUUGUGGAAGCUAGUCUCUCAUUAAUAAGCAAAAUGUUACGAAAGGAAGAUUGAAUUAAAUGAAAAUAAACGGAAAUUAAUAUGACUGAUAGUGUUUUGAGCACGCACUGGAUGGUUAGUUAAACCAAUUCAUAACAAUAACAUAUUACUGCAAAGUAAUUUAUAUAAUCAUUGUAGAAUCGCCAGGGUAUUAAAUAUUCAUGUUACUGAAAAUGAUCGUUGUUUGCGAAUAAAAACUGUCGUAACCUGUUUCCAUUUUGGAAAAUUUAUAUAAUCCUUACCUUUCCAGUGCUCUGAAUUAAUGUUUGAUAUAGAGCAUAUCGCUAGGAAUAAUUUCCCGCGGAAUACUUAUCCGGUUGUUCAAUAUAUAACAUCACAACAUUAGUCGCAUAAUAAUCAAUACUGGUAUCAAACGAAAGCAAUGAGUGAGCUGCUUUUCUCCUUGCUGUUAAACGUAACUAUUUCACAUCUCUUACUUAAAAAGAUAUCCUCUACCAUUCAAUACAUGUAGGCAAAAUUUGUAUGCUCAUUCUCGUAGGAAAAAUAUUAGUGAAACAUAUUUCAAAACGCCAUAAAUGAGUAGUUUUUAAGAACCAUCAAAAGCAUACACCCACGUAGUAAACGAAAACAUAUUCAGCUGUAUGUUUAAGUAGGAUAACUUUAAGCAGUGAAAGUCGUCAAACAGCAAUGCAUAAAAUAUGAAA